GAUUUCAUGAUUUGAAAGUUGGCGUGUCGAAAAGUUUAAAGAAACAAUAUAAAUAUAAGAGAGAUGAUGUAAACAUAAAAGUUGUUACGAUCAUUUCAAUGAAUCAAUCAGUGUACAGUGUUCUUGGCAAAUCCAGUGCAAAUCAACAUUUGAGGACAUCCUGUAGAAAAUGUGGCUAUGCAGGCCAUUUGACAUUUCAGUGUCGAAACUUCUUGAAAGCAGACCCUAGCAAAGAAAUUGUGCUCGAUAUAAGCAGUACGAGUUCAGAAUCAUCAGAUGAUGAGGAUGAUAAUUUCAUUUCUCCUUUACAAAAAUUGAAUAAAGAUUUAUCGAGUUCUUCACAUAAAAUGAAAAAGAAGAAAAAAAAAAAAAGACGAUUGAGCGAAAAAGCGAGCGAUUCAACAACAACUGACCUUUCGGUUCCCACAUCGAAAUUAAAAAAGAAAAAACAUGCCACUUCAAGUGAAGGCCUGAAGGAACAAAAGCACAAAAAAGUUAAAGGCCGACACAAAGAUGAUGACGAUGGUGAUGAUAGUGGCAGACGGAAAAAGAAUCAUCAUGGUACAGAUGAUGAACAUGAGAAUAAUGUUGGCACACGAAAACGAAAACAUCAUCAUAAAGGUAAUGAAGAUGAGGAUAAUGAUGAGGUGCAAAGACGAAGUCAUCAUCACAAAAGUGAUAAAGAUGGAGAGCCGAAAAAGAAAAAAGCAAAGAAAAAAAAGUCCAAAAACCAUAAAGCCUCAGACUUUGAAUGAAAUACAAAUUUUUUAUGUUCAAUAAUAACACAACACAAUUUUAACAAUUUUUUCAUUGUUGAUUUUAUUUACACUCUGAUCAAUGACGAAUUAUACUUUUAAUAAAAAGAGAUCAAUUUUAAUGAAGUUUUAUUUUAUGUAAAAUUACGCCAAGAUUGUAAAUGAUAUUUAUAUUGAAGGAUGACAACUUUUGAUGACGAAUUAAUUAAAUAGUUUAUUCCGCUAUUGAAGUGAUUAAGAAAUCUGGAAUAUUAUUUCGACUGUUCGUUUGUGAAAGGUUGAACGUCGAAGAGCUGCGUGCGAUUUCAAUUGUUUUACAAUUAAUUUGUACGUUGUUGUUCGCUGCUGGGAUCAUGAUGUCCUCGUCCUCUUCCUGUGCCGGUUGGUCGUUGAGCAAACAGUUCCUCGAUCGUUUGUCGGAGGUACUCGCGUCGACAUCCCUUCUCGGGCAGUUGCAGGAAUGUUGCUUGAUGCAGAUGUUUUGUAUUCUCGGGAUGUAUGAUUCGUUGAAAUAGAAAGAAUGUUGCUGUAACUGGAGAUGCGAAGACGGCUGGUGGAGGUUCGACGACAUGUAAGGCAUGUAGGCGGGUAGAGUUGACGUCUGGCUCGUGUAGGAUCGUUUGCUUGUAUCCAAUAAGGAAGUUGAUAAUUGAUGGCAGCAGUUAUCGCU
Helobdella robusta is the source of this 1425-nucleotide messenger RNA. RefSeq lists its product as hypothetical. Bases 99 to 755 code for a protein of 218 amino acids. The record is from RefSeq and is a predicted model, not a curated record. The transcript has 5 exons. Gene Ontology annotation, molecular function: nucleic acid binding; zinc ion binding. Lineage: Eukaryota; Metazoa; Annelida; Clitellata; Rhynchobdellida; Glossiphoniidae.